Molecule: messenger RNA, 982 nt
Organism: Erythranthe guttata (spotted monkey flower)
Lineage: Eukaryota; Viridiplantae; Streptophyta; Magnoliopsida; Lamiales; Phrymaceae
Product: Maf-like protein
Molecular function (GO): nucleoside triphosphate diphosphatase activity
Source: RefSeq, a predicted model, not a curated record
GAAUUUUGCCUGUGACAAAAUUAUCCCCAUUUGCCCCCCCACUCUCUCUCUCUCUCUCUCUCUCUACUCCUGAAGAAAACAAAGUGCUUCAAAAAUGGAUUCCACUUCUCAUCAUCAACAAUUUAAGAUAAUCCUGGGAUCGUCUUCUAUUGCCCGGAAACAAAUCUUAUCUCACAUGGGUUUUCAAUUCACGACCAUGUAUGCAGAUAUUGAUGAGAAGGCAAUCAGGAAAGAGAAGCCUGAAGAUUUGGUUAUGGCUCUUGCCGAGGCAAAGGCAGAUGCCAUAGUAGGAAAACUCCAGAACAUAAAGAACCAAGAAACGGAUGGCAAAUCUACACUCGUAAUAGCAGCCGACACUGUAGAAAAUGUCGAACCAAAGCUUCAUGGCUCCGAGGAUGCAGAACCUACCCUGCUAAUUACUUGUGACCAAGUGGUGGUGUACGAAGGCGUGAUAAGAGAAAAGCCUUCCAACAAAGAAGAGGCUCGUCAAUUCCUAAAAGAUUAUUCCGGUGGACAUGCCGCAACCGUGAGUUCUGUUCUUGUUACAAACCUUAAAACCGGUCUGAAAAAAGGAGAAUGGGACAAAGUUGAGAUCCAUUUCCAUGAUAUACCGGAAGAGAUAAUAGAAAGCCUGAUAGAAGAAGGGAUUGUACUUAAUGUAGCAGGAGGGCUUAUAAUCGAACAUCCUCUCGUUUUGCCUUAUGUCAAACAAGUGGUAGGCGGAACUGAUAGCGUGAUGGGACUUCCGAAAGCACUCACUAGAAGAUUAAUGAAUGAGGUUUUGUAGAUUCAAACCUUCGUAUUCUUGUUAAUUAUCUGAGAUUCGUUUUCUUGUUAAUUAUCUGAGAUUUUUUUUUCUAGUCGUGUAUGCUUAUUUUAAGACAAAUGAAAAAAGACGAUGUGGGAUUACGUCGUUGAAUAUUAAGAAUGUACAACAAUAUUGCGGCAUGAUGAAAUUUGAUAUCCAGAAUUCUAGUUUGGU